Messenger RNA from Babesia microti strain RI, 1143 nucleotides. Its product is annotated as BmGPI18, acid phosphatase. The transcript is spliced from 4 exons. The record is from RefSeq and is a predicted model, not a curated record. Gene Ontology annotation, molecular function: ferric iron binding; acid phosphatase activity; ferrous iron binding. Bases 1 to 1143 code for a protein of 380 amino acids. NCBI's taxonomy places the organism in Eukaryota, Apicomplexa, Aconoidasida, Piroplasmida, Babesiidae.
AUGAUGUCACGAAUUUACGUCAUAUUUCCGCUAUUAAUCAAAAUUGUAAGUUGCCAUAUGCGAUUUAUAUCGCUAGGAAACUGGGGUACAAACUCUUCGCAACAAAAAACCAUUGCUGAGACGCUAAAAAAAGUUGUCUCCGAUGAGCAUAUAACAUUUUUCGUCAGUCCUGGGUCCAAUUUCAAACAUGGAGUUACCUCUACUCAGGACAUACUCUGGAAAAAAGCCUUUGAAGAUGUUUAUAACUCUACUGAUAAAUCUAUGAAUCUUCUUUUUUUUACCGUCAUGGGCUCAGGUGAUUGGCUUGGUGACUGUAAUUCUCAGGUGGCUCAGCCAAAUUUUAAUGGUAGCGAACCAAAUAAGAAUGCUAAUGAUAUUCAGAAUGGAUAUCCAAAAUGGACCAUUCCAAAUUAUUGGUACCACUACUUCACCCAUUUCACCACAACAGGCAAUACUUUGCUAAGUGGUCAUAAGGAUGUAGGUGUAGGAUUUAUAUUCAUUGACACAUGGGUUUUAUCCCCCUCUUUUCCAUUCAAUAAAAUACACGAUAAGGCGUGGUUGGAAUUGGAAACUACACUCAAAAUUGCAUCAAAGGUUGUCGAAUUUAUUAUCGUGGUGGGUGACAAACCAAUUUAUUCCUCUGGAUCUUCAAAAGGAGACUCAUAUUUGGAAAAAAAAAUGCUACCAUUGCUUAAAAUGGCUAAUGUUGAUAUGUAUAUUGCAGGGCAUGAUCAUGAUAUGGAAGUCAUUCAGAAAGAUGGAAUUUCGCAUAUAAUAUGCGGUACUGGCGGUUCAUACGGCAGAAAGUCGUUGAUUAAGAAUGAUAAAUCCAUGUUUUACAGUGAUAAAUCAGGGUUUUGUUUGCACGAGCUUAGUCUAGAGGGUAUAACCACCAAAUUCAUCAACGGCAACGAUGGCUCUGUACUUUACACUCACACACAGCCAAUCAAGACCAGAAAGGAAAUGAGCAAAGGGAAUGAAAUUAAGUAUUUAUCAAUGCUCCCUCCUGUUGUAUUAACCCCCAUUCCCACACAAGUCAUUGUGAAAGACGGUGAUGCUUUUGUCAAAAUUGUGGGUUCGAUAGGUAUUUUAAUUGCCUUGGGUUUUGCGACAAUAGCCGUUGCAGCCAAAACUGCCACUUGA